Messenger RNA from Octopus bimaculoides (California two-spot octopus), 9297 nucleotides. Its product is annotated as chondroitin-polymerizing factor, non-catalytic subunit. The record is from RefSeq and is a predicted model, not a curated record. Lineage: Eukaryota; Metazoa; Mollusca; Cephalopoda; Octopoda; Octopodidae. Gene Ontology annotation, cellular component: Golgi cisterna membrane. Gene Ontology annotation, molecular function: glucuronosyl-N-acetylgalactosaminyl-proteoglycan 4-beta-N-acetylgalactosaminyltransferase activity.
GUGAAGGUAUGAGUGAGUGUGUUUGUAGUGGAAGUUUGUAUUGUUAGUUGGAGGGUGACAAGUAACGUCAACACUUCGUUGCUGUUGCUCUGAAACUUUUGAGAACCGCGCACGAAGGAGCGCAAUGAAUUUAACUUAACUUUACUUAAUUUAACGUCACUAAAUUUAGUUGAUAUUUCCCCUCCACACAACUUUGGCACGGCAGCCAUAACUUUUAUACAACAUAUAUAUAUGUAUAUAUAUAUAUAUAAAUACAAUAUCCGAGGUUUAAAAAAGUUUACUCUGAUAUCUACCUUUAUAUAUUACAUAUUUACCAAGGGAAAUAUUACAUAUUAUCAACUAGUGUAGAUAUCUCGUAUAUAAUACAUAUAUACACACACACACGUAAAUCUCUCUCUUUCUCUCAUAUAUAUAUAUUUAUACAUACACGCACUGAGUGAACUAACUUCCGAAAAAAAAAAUAAUAAUAAUUGACUAACAAACAGAAUUUCGGAAUUCAACACAGCGAGAUGGUGAUAAGGAAGUGCCGUUUAUGUUGGCGACCUGUAACUCCAUGUAUCAUCGGCCUUUGCCUUGGAAUUACUUUCAGUCUAAUCUAUGUGCCUUUCAUCAGUGAUCAGCGAUGUUCUGUUAAAACCGACGAAGAAAAACAACUGGAACUGAUCAAACUACGUGAAACGAAGUCUUUACAUGUCCAAGAACGGUUCGCGGGACCCCCACCGCAAGCUGCGGUGCCGGACUCGUCGCAGAAGCGAACUCAGCAAGAUAACAAUGCAGACAACAUCAACAAGAAGAAUGAACCGAGGUUAAAACUGCAAGGCCAAGGCAAUGGCCACGAAUCCAUCCCGGUCGGGCCUCCUGCGUCAGGAAUUAAAUUCCAUAAGAUGGCCAGACCUCGUUACAUAUCCACCGAACUGGGCAUCCGUGAGAAGCUAUUCGUGGCUGUGAUCACUUCACCUGAGAGUUUGGAUACACUGGCAGUGGCCUUUAAUAAAAGUGUUGCUCACCAUGUUACCAAAUUGGUGUUCUUCACCAACAAGAAAAGCAUGAACUACGCAUGGAGCGGCAUGACGGUGAUCGGCUUUUCUCAGGCCAGCUCCGAACACAUCAUACCCUUGCUUAUUCUCAAAUACUUGGGAGAUCACUACUCUAAUACAUUCGAUUAUUACAUGUUCGUCUCGGACAAAACCUACGUUCGUGGUGAGAAAGUGUUCGACUUGGUCAGUGAUAUCAGUGUCAGCGAAGACGUCUACAUGGGAGCUGUCCAAAAAGAUGGGAAAUGUACUUUAGAUGGAGGAGUAAUUAUAUCACAAUCAAUGUUGGCGAUGACCCUGAAAAAGUUAAAAGGAUGCUACAAUGUACAGAAGGAAAUGUCCAUGGAGGUGGUACUGGGACAGUGUAUCUUACAAUCUACAGGCAAAUCUUGUAAAAAAUUUGCUGGGGACCAGACAUACAGCUACCUGCAGGUUGCUGAGCUUGACUAUGACAACAUGCAGAUCCUACACAAUGCCAGGCUAAAGCCAUCCAUAGCUUUUGCACCAAUGCCUGAUGACAUAUCUGCAUACAAGCUGCACAAGUACUUCUGCCAAAUGGACUUAAAUACCACUCUGCAAGAGAUCGAACGAACAAAAGAGGAGAUACUUUAUCUCAGUCAGUUUGCCCCCGGUGGUAAAAGUAGCCUAUCGUGGCCAGUAGGUGUGCCAGAACCAUUCAAGCCAAAGAAUCGUUUUGAUGUCAUACAUUGGCAAUACUUCACAGCUACACACCUGUAUUUUGAUAAUGAUUAUUCAAACGAGAAAGUUCUUUCAGGAGUCAAUAAACUCGAUGUUGAUGAAGUCAUCAAAUUAGCCCAAGAUAAACUGGCCAAGAAGUACAAGAAACGCUACACAUUCUCACGCUUGGUCAAUGGCUACCGUCGAUUCGAUCCAUAUCGGGGAAUGGAGUACAUUGUUGAUUUUGCACUGGUUGACAACGUUGAAAAGAAAACCAUUGAAAAACGUCUUCACAUGGUGCGUCCACUGGGCCACGUGGAAAUCAUCCCCAUGCCCUACGUAACAGAGAACACACAGGUGAAUCUUAUCUUGCCAGUGUCAGACGAGGACAAAAAUGAGUUGGGUAGCUUUCUGGACUCAUACGCACAGAACUGCCUGGAUGCUGGUGACAACACCAACCUGCUAAUUGUAUUCAUUUACAAGAACAACUCACACUUGUUGGAUGAAGAUAAGUUCUACGUACUUAAAUCAAUGAUCACAUACUAUAACAACAAAUACCAUAAAGAGAAAAUCAGAUGGGUGAACUACGAAACCGCCAGCGUGUAUGUCCCUGACUUAAUGUUAAUGGAUUCCGUCUCACAACAUUUCCUACCAGAGUCCCUACUACUUUUGUCAACGGUUGGCAUGGACCUAGCAACAGAGUUUUUCAACCGUGUUCGUAUGAACAGCAUCCUAAAUUGGCAAGUGUUCUUCCCAAUUGGUUUCUGGCAAUACAAACCAAACUUGAUUUACGACAAGCGGCCGUAUCCUACGUCAAUUGACCUCAAGAGAAAUGUUGGUCACUUUGAUGUGUAUUCCUAUGAACACAGCAGCUUCUACAACAAGGAUUACCAGGAUGCUCGCAAAAACAUUCCUGCAAAAGAAGUAAAUAGCCACGAUCUAUUCAGAAUGUUCCUCAAACACAAAAAAGUCCAUGUGUUGCGUGCAAUCGAACCAACACUGAAGCACCGCUACAAAACAAUCAACUGCAUACAGUCAUCGCCAAGAUACAUCUAUGAGCGAUGCAGGAUUCGUCGGCUGGAGGCAUUGGCAAACCGGUCUCAACUGGCUCGACUUAUAUUUGAAUACGAAGAAAAAAUGGAAAAAUUAAAGAUGAAGAAAAAGGUGAUUUUUAAGGCUGAUGAGUCACCAGCAGCCAACAGCAAGAACAAGAAGAAAACACAGAAAUCUUAGACCAAAAUAAACAAGACUGAGGAACAGGCCCGAGAACAACCUCGUUAAUUUAAGGCCUUUACUCUCAUACACAUACAGAUUUGAACAUUGUUACAUACAUACAGCCACCCAUAUACACAUGCAUCUAAGUUGACAUUCACAUACAAUAACAAAAGCAAACACACACACAUUUAACAUUUGUGUAUAUUUUUAUGUCUACGCACACACACACCACAUAUACACACACUACAUACAUACACAUAUAUAUGUUUAUGUCUGGUUAAGAUAUAAGACAUCUAUGAGCACAAUCUAAAACAGAAGAAAAAAGGGAUCAUUGUGUUUUCUUUUAUCAGUUUGUGUAAGUGCUUUUAAAUGUCUUUAUAUAUAUAUGUAUAUAUAUGUAUAUAUAUAUAUAUAUAUGGCAUGUAUAUGUUUGCACACAAACCCUCAAUCUCACUCAAACAAUAUUUAUUCUUCACAAAAACUCAGCAAGAUCUUGACACAAAGAAUUGUGAAGUUCCAAUUGAUCACUGGUGCCAAUCAAAGGUAAUUCGCUGUCUGUUGUAUUUUUAGCAUUAUUUGCAGACAGCUUGCAUGCCAUUGUCUCAUGUCAGAUACUGUUGCACACACAUAGAUCUUGCAUUGCAUUUGGUGAAUUUCAGCUAUUGGUGUGUGUGUGUGUGUGUGCGACUACCCCCUUCUUCUGGUGCUGGAGCAAAACCAACAAAAAAAAAAAGAUAUUUCCCAUAUGGCUCUUGGGAAAUUGCCAAAAGAAGACAUGCCUAAAUCAUGACUUCCUCUUUGUUAUAUGUUUGUUUGAGUUUCCUGCAGAUGUCUCUGAGGCAUCUGCUGUCAAAUGUAACUUCAAUGGAGUGUUGCUAUAACCGAAUUCAAUGUAGAGGUGCAUGAUUGGAACGGAAGAGACACUAAAGAGACUUUGAGAUGUCGGAUGAUAUUGCUUGCAACACAAGUGUGACCAAAAGCUCGUUUCUAAAUUAUAGCACCAAAAUGAAUAGAAUUUCCUAUUACCACAAACCUUGUCUGUCUUUAAAGAAAAAAAAAAGUAAAGAUACACAAAAGAUAAUUGUAGUCCUUGAUACAGCACUAUACCAAUUUUUUUUUUUAAAAAGGCAAAACAAGCACAGAAUUACUACCACACAAUCAUCUUAGUUCUGUUCAACCAGACUGGCUUAAAAAACGUGUCCAUUUUAAAUGUCUAUUUAAGCCAAGUUAUUGUAAAUAAUUUCAAUUUUUGUGGGCUAUGAGAUGGAAAAUGGUUUAAUCUUGGCGUUUGCACAUUUUGGUUUGUCUGCUCUCUGAUCUUGAUUUGGGUUUUUUUAUUUCUGGAUGGUUUUUUGGAACAUUAUCUCUAAACAAUGGAGGCCAAAAUAUAUAUAUAUAAUAAUCAUUUUCUAAUAUCACACAACAGGUUAUGGUUUUGGUCUUCUGAACUGGGCAACGCUGUGUGUUUUUGAGCAAAACACUUCGUUUUAUGUUGCUCCAGUCCACUCAGCUGGCAAAACUCCUGCGAUGAACUGGUAUCCUGUCCAAAGAGGAAAUAUAUAUGCCAUGGAAAAUGAGAAACCAGUCUUGUGAGAGUGUAUGACUUGGGAAGGCACUUUAUCCUUUUUUAUAUCCUUUCUAUCUCCUGCAUUACAGAAGCAUUGCAUGCAUCAAAAACCUAGCUGUAACAUGAAGUCUCAUAACAUGUAGUAUUUUCCCAUCAGAUUAUUAUAUUACACUGAAUUUGAGUAGCUUGGUAAGCAAUGGGAAAAUAGUUCUUAUGCUAUGGGUCUUCACCUUACAACAAUAUUUUUAGAUAUGAAACCCUUCUGCAAUGUGGUGUGUGUUGCCUCUUCAGUGUCUGAAGUCGUCUUGUUUUCUUAGGGAUGGUUUUUAAUGAUCUUUUUGUAAUGUUUAUGUUGUUCAAAUAGUUUGGGAUUGCUUCAGCUUUUUGGAUCAGAUGAUUGCAUCUCAUCUUCAUCACCAUCAUCAUCAUCACCAUCAAGUACUUGUCCUGAUGUUAGUAAAGUUAUACAGUUCAAUUUCAUUGUUGACCAGUUUUGAAGUUUAGUCCAUUGCUAUGACUGUCUUCUUUAACCUUCCCUUUUUGUCAACCUUAAGGUCAUGAUUUUGUUCGCUGUUUGCCAAAAAACAUAAAUUGUAGCGACAAGGAGCCUCUACCUGCUAGAAAUAGCUCCGAAAUUCUCUUCAAAACUACACAUUGUAAUCUCAAGAAAACGACUCGUAAUAUGUCCUAAAAACAAAGCAAUCAUGGCUAGUAUGCUUUCAUUAGAGGCCUUCUGCUGGAUCAGAUGUGACCUGGGGGUAAACAGCAACUGAAGCUAUCAAGGGAGUGUCUCAGCCAGCAGUUCUGAACUGCAGCUCCCAGGGCCGCAUGCAGCCCACGAGCAUCUUUCAGGUGGCCCUCAACAGUCUCCCCUCUACAAAUAUAAUAAAUUUCCCUUUAAUUGAUUUAUGUUACUUUUUUUAUUUUUUUGGUGCAGCCCCCUAAAAAAAAUCCAGGUUUGGAUCUGGCCUGGAUAUUAAAAAAGGGUGAGAAGAGAACCAUCGGUCUAGAUAGUCAUUUGAGCUGCUAGAAAUAGCAACUUAAUCUCCCUCAGAUCAUGCGACCUACUAUCUUAAACACACACACACAAAAUGUUUGUAAAAAAAAAAACAAUGGUGUCGGCUAUAAAUGUAUGUGAUCAUUAUAAGUAUGUCUGCCCAUGGCUAAACAGCGACCACAUAAGCUGUAGAUGUUAUACUACAGUAACUUUUUAAGUAUAUUCCAGAACCCUUCAUAUGUAGACAUAACUCUUUUCUUAAUGUUAGGGAUGUGACAGAAUUGGUCAAGCAUCAGCCCAAAUACCUUGCAGUAUUAGUUGUUCUUGUUUACAUUGUUUUCCAAUUCUUCCCAUGUUACCUGUUUCUUUCGACUUUCCUUGGGUGGGGUUGAUUCAGAACACCUUUCAGAAUAAAGGGAAGCCAUUUUGUGUUGUUAAACAAAAUAGCUAUCAGUUUAUGGAACAACAUCUGUGCACUAAAACACAAACAUUGUUUACAUACAGAUAGCUUUGUGUAUAUAAAACAUCUGUGUAAUAAAACAUUUUCAGUUCUUCUUCUUCUUCUUCUUCUUCUUUAGUGGUGCAGUGAUAAUUCUGAGCUUUUCACUCUUUGGGACAUGUCCCUUUCAAAUUUUUCGAUGCAAAGUUUACAGUUCUUUGCAGGAUUCCUUUUCUUUCAUAGCUCACUGAAAACUGACAAGUAUUUCACUCACAGAAAAAAAGAAAGGUUAGAUUUAAUAUGAUGUAUUAUGUGAGUUUCUGUAUGAUUCACAGAUCAUACCUGAACAUCAAAGAUGGUCUUAAGAAGGCUUGCAAUACCUCUCACCUGUAUUAAAAAAUUUGUUUCUUAAUACUCAUAUCUUUCCUUUUUUCCCUAAAAGCUCGCAUUAAGUUUCUAUUUGAUAUUCUUUGCUCUGAAGAUCAUUUCUGUAUAUAUUCUUAACUUUAAUUUUACUUCUCCUUGUUUCGUGAUAUAGCUAUAAUAGUUUAAUUUAGUUCCACAUCACUUAAAGCUUCAUGGAUGUAUGACACAAAGUGUCUCUGAACAUGUGACUAAUGUGGCUCUGUUAUUAAAUACAUGUAACCCUAACCAAACGUAUUGAAUGCUACUUUCCUUUGUCUGUUCAGACACACACAUACACACACACACGUAUGUAUAUAUAUUCUAAACUGUUUUUUCUGUCUCAUGCUUGACACUCAAAGAAACUAUUCUGUCCUCUCUACCAUAGUCUACUAACCUGGUGCUAUUUCAUUUUCCUGGACAAAUGAUUGUCCAGCCAGAAACACUUCAUUUUCAUUUAACAUUCACAUCUACAGAUGUUAUUACUGGAGAAGAAUACAUACUUUUUUUUCACUUAUUUUGUUUUUUUAUUCUCUAUAUUCUCAACAACAUUUAAUAUCAAAUGUUGUAUAGCUUUCUUCUGUUUUUAACAUAUAUUUAACCCCUUCAAUACCGCCCCUGGCUCUGUAGUAUAAAUGUCUUGUUUUCAUAAGUUUUGAAUUAAAAUCUUCCACCAAACCUUAGUCACAAUUUAUGUUCCUAACACUAGCUUAAUGAUAACUAAGUUAUUUUUACUAAAUUCUUUGUUAUAUUUAAUAUUAAUUGAAAGAAACACAGCGCAUCUCAAAAUAAAUACAGUAACAAAAGGCUUAAAUUUCAACUGCUGAGGCAGUGAUGGUUAUAUAUUACACAACCUUAUAAAAAUUCUGUUGUGGAAACACUUGUCACUAGUGUUUCAGAUCUUUUACCGUGAUAUAUUUACUUUUAAGGUUUUUUUCAAAUGCCAACAGUUUAACUAAUGACAGGUUUUUUUUCAUAAUUCACAUUUCAUUCAUUCCGAGUUUCUAAGUGAAUACACUUUUUUCAUUGAAAUUGAACUCUGUGCAUGCAUGUGUGUGUGUGUGUUGUUGUUGUUUCAGUCAUUAGAUUGCAGCUUUGCUGUGGUGAAAAGUUUUAAUUGAAUGAAUUGACCCCCAGUUCUUUAUUUUUUUUUUUUUUUUUAAAGCCUUGCUACUUAUUUUGUUAGCCUUUCUUGCCAAACCACUAAGUUAUGGGACGUAAACUAACCAACAUCAUUUGUCAAGAGGUUGGGGGGGGGGGACAAGUGCAAAGACAGUCACACCCCAACACGCAUAUAUAUAUACACACAUUUAUAUAAGGGCAUUACUAUACAUCAAUGCCUCACGCUAAGAGGGACUCUAAGGUCAAACUACCAUAAUAAACACAUUUUUACCGAACGUGAGGAAAUGCAACUCUCAAAGCUAGCCCCCUAGCUAGUUUGACCUUAGAGUCCCUCUUAGCGUGAGGCAUUCAUGUAUAGCAAUGCCCUUAUAUAAAUGAAUACAUUUUAGGGAAUAAAUGAUGGAUUUUUCCCUUAUGAGGUUUUUUCACAUUAGCUACUUGAUAAAUUCUUAUAAAGACUUUACCCUAUGCUUGAAUUAUAUAUAUAUAUAUAUAUAUAUAUAUAUAUAUACACACACACACACUUGACAGGUUACCAAAUCCACUCACCGAAGGUGCCACUCAGUGGGAGUGAACCUGCACUCAUGUGAUUUGAGAAGCAAACUUCUUACCAUGCAGUCAUAUAUAUAAAAUUAUAACCAAGGAAGUCCUUCAUUUCAUUGAUGGUAAAUCAAUAAAAUAAAGGAUUUAUUCACUCUAUUCUUCUUGUAUAAAUGUAGAAACUCUAGAUAUUUGUAUAGUUUUGAGUAUGUGUUUGGAUAAAACAAUCUCUGGAUUACUGUCUGAUAGCCUGAACCCAUGGGUGAGCUUAAUAUGGUAAACUCCAGAGUUAACAUCCAAAUGAAAUUGCUAAGUGUGUCUAUAUGUACCUGUUUCAACAUCAUUUCCUGGUGGAACUAUAACAUGAAAUUUCCGUUUGCUAUUCUUUUCCAACCUCCAUUUCCUUGUUUGACAUGUUAAAAAAAAUUUGGGGUGGGGGGUUCCCCCUUCGUUUCACUGUUUGAUAUUUCAGUAUGUGAAAACUAACUUCAGAGGGUGAAAUAUUUGAACCGAACAAUUUUUUUUUUUUAACUGAAAUUGCUAUUCAAACGUGAAUCAAAAUUGAAUAUUAACACACCAUAAACUGUAUUUACUCCUGUAUAAAUCACAUUGUUUUGUACUUGAUUUAAACUGGAAAACCGGGUAUGACCUGUGCACAAGUAAAUGUGGUAUGCAUGCACGUGUGUGGAUAGAUGUUUAAAACCAAUUCUGGUAACUUUAGUUGAAUCAUUAAUACAGUUCAGACUUUUACAUUAUUGUAAUUUUUUUUUUGAUUGAUUUCUGAAAUUUACUGAAUUUCAUUAAUUUCAAAUUCAAAAAAAUAAAACGCAAUGAAAAUAUAUAAAUAUUUUUUUUUUCUUCCCCUAAACAUUUUUGAUGUUUUCCUCUACCAAAAAAAAGAAGAAGCACCCAUAAAGGGUUUUUUUUUUUUUUUUUUGUGGUUUCAUCUAGGAUUCCGUUCUUAUUGGUUGUUUGAUAAAUUUGAGUUCAAUUUCAGAGGAUUUUUCUUUUAUAUUGUUUUGCUAUACAAACAGUUUUCCGUGGAAAGAUGGCUUUCUUUGAGGUUUUAUAUUACUUUUUGUUAGAAUCUAGUUUGAUCCAUUGGUGACUGGAUCAAACCCGUUAUUUGUCUACUCAUUUAGAAUUAGCAGCAGUGUGAUCCAUUUUAUUUAAAGUAUUUUUUUUUUCUCUUCUCUCUCCUCCCAUUUCAUUGACCCCAUGUUCAUUAUAGUCCUUCUCUCUGACAAAAAUGAGAUUGUAACUUUAAUUUUUUUUUUUUUCAAUAAACAGAAAUUAAAUAUCA